AUGGUCUUCAAUAUCUGUUGGAUGUCGUCUGGAGCAGUUCGAGACUCCAGGCAAAGAAACGUGGAUGCAAAGUGCCAGGCGUUGAUUGAAUCCAAGGUGGCGUCCUCAUUGUGGCCAUGGGAGGCCAUGGGAGACCAUGGGAGACCAUGGUGGCCAGACUGCGACAGUGUGGCUAUCCCGUUGGGCCUUUGCAGCCUGUCAGUUUACACAUCACCGAUUGAGGGGAGCAUCGGGAGCAUCGGGGGGACAAGUCAGGGUCCACUCGCAUAA
Pyrenophora tritici-repentis Pt-1C-BFP is the source of this 270-nucleotide messenger RNA. Lineage: Eukaryota; Fungi; Ascomycota; Dothideomycetes; Pleosporales; Pleosporaceae. The record is from RefSeq and is a predicted model, not a curated record.